AUGGGAGGUUCCAAUUCAAGUUCACACAUCCAUUGGUUGGACCCUCCAAGUUUCUCCUGCCUAACCCAGAGCUCACCACAGUGUCCAGGGAGCGCUGAUUUGGGUGAGCCUGAGUGCUACUACUUUGAGGAGUAUGAGGCUCCAAGGAUGAACCCCUCUGUUGUGGCUGCCCACAAGAGGAUUGGACUUCUCCAAAAGUUCAACAAGUGGCAAGGGAAAGCCAUUGAGAAGAUGCAAAAGUCCAUGGACAAGAUGGUGAGCAAGAUCAAAAGUUUGGAGAAGAAGGUUUCUGGUUCUUCAAGCAAGAAGAAGUCCAAGGCCCCCACAUUCCCUAGGAGUAGUCACUCCUCACCACCCAAGGAGGCUCCCUGCCCAAGAGCCUCACAGAGCCUCUUCUUUCGAGCCAAGGGAAGGAGAGACAACACGCAGAGAAGGAGGAAGAGUUCUAAGGCCAGACGCUCCAGCUCGACCACCGGACUCGAUCGAGUCCAAACAGAGGAAACUCAACUCGAUCGAGCUGACGGUCGAGUUGACCUGGAGGAGCCCCUAGUUUGA
Molecule: messenger RNA, 555 nt
Organism: Microthlaspi erraticum
Lineage: Eukaryota; Viridiplantae; Streptophyta; Magnoliopsida; Brassicales; Brassicaceae
Source: the annotation of a GenBank genome assembly